Physella acuta is the source of this 1346-nucleotide messenger RNA. RefSeq names its product guanidinobutyrase-like. The record is from RefSeq and is a predicted model, not a curated record. Lineage: Eukaryota; Metazoa; Mollusca; Gastropoda; Physidae. Gene Ontology annotation, molecular function: agmatinase activity; metal ion binding.
UUUAAUAUCGCAGCUGUGGCGUGUUAGCGUGUAGUUGUUUUUUCCACCAACACCUGACAGACAUAGACGAGCAGAUAAAAUGAAAGUAUCGCGUCUGUUGCUUCAGCUGAGUUCACGGAUCAUCUACAGACAUGCACACAACCCGACGACACGGAAGUUUUCCUGCAGUGCCGGAGUUGACCGGAAGUUCAACUCGCCACUUGGAGGAAAUGUGAUGCCCAGGUGUGGGGGUAUCGCCUCCAUGAUGAGGCUGCCGGUACAGGAGACGACAGAAGGCCUAGACGUCUGCUUUGUUGGAGUUCCGCUGGACGCCGGAACCUCUUUUAGAACAGGAACCAGGAUGGGACCGCGGCAGAUACGGACAGAAUCUGUUUUUCUCAGACCCUUCAACCCCACUACAGGAGCCGCCCCCUUCGAGUCCCUACAAGUGGCAGAUAUUGGUGACAUUGCCUUCAACAUUUACUCUCUACCCGAGGCCGUCAAAGAAAUAAGGCAGGCAUACACCAAGAUAAUCAAAGACGGUUGCGUCCCAUUAACGUUAGGCGGAGACCACACCCUGUCAUACCCCAUCCUACAGGCAAUGAAAGACAAGUACGGACCCGUGUGUCUGGUGCAUGUAGAUGCUCACUCCGACACCAGCGACACGAUGUUUGGGGCAAAGAUUGCUCACGGCACCCCAUUCAGACGAGCUAUAGAGGAGGGCUGUAUUGACUGUAAGAGUUCCAUACAGAUCGGCCUGAGGGGGACGGGCUACUCUGUGGAUGACUACAAGUGGGUGGCUGACCAGGGUGUACGUGUGGUGCCGGCGUGUGAGUGCUGGAACAAAUCCCUGGUGCCGCUGAUGGAGGAAGUCAGGAAAAACGCGGGAAACAAACCUGUUUAUAUAACGUUUGACAUCGACGGCCUUGACCCAUCUUUUGCACCUGGCACAGGCACACCGGAAAUUGCCGGUUUAACCGUCAUCCAGGGACUGGAGGUCAUCCAGGGCUGUAGAGGUCUGAAUGUCAAGGGCGCUGAUCUGGUAGAGGUGUCGCCACCCUACGACCCGUCAGGUAACACAGCUUUACUGGCGGCAAACUUGUUGUUUGAACUGUUGUGUGUCGUACCUGGUGUCAAGUUUUAUCGACAGUAACACGCGUCAGCUAUCAACAUUAGCGAGUGGCAGUUAUCAACAUUAGCGAGUGGCAGUAAUCAACAUUAGCGAGUGUCAGCUAUCAACAUUAGCGAGUGGCAGUUAUCAACUUAAAAAUAUGAACGUGUCUGCUUUCAAGAUUAAAAUGUGUCAGUUAUGAACAUUAAAACAUGUCAGUAAUCAUCAUUAAAACCUGCAAGUUAUCAAGAUUUAA